CCGCGAGCGCAGCCUGUGGGCCGAUAGUGUUCUGCCAUCUUCUCUUCUCAGAUCUCCGCCGGAAGUGGAGGAAAAAAAAAGCCUGCAGAUUUGAAUCUACCUGCUUUCAAGCUAGUCAUCAUGAUGAAACUUAGACACAAUGCUUUUCCGACAUAGGCCAUUACAGAGUAUUGAGUAGAGUUCUCUAUGCUAUACGAAAAUAAAAAGCCAGGUAAAAGUUCCAAAGGCCGCAAGAAGAUAAGUUGGUUCCACACUCAGGUAACGUAUACCCGUUGUUGGCGACAAGGUCAGGAACAGGUUGCCCACCCUAGAAGAGGCCCACAAAACCAGCCUGCAAAGCAGAAUGGGAAGAAAGCAGCCACCAAAGUGGCCUCCGCUCCCCAGUUUGUUCACUCCAAUGAUCAUGCCAGUCGGGAGGCUGAAUUAAAGAAGAAGAGGGUUGAGGACAUGCGGGAGAAGCAGCAGGCUGCCCGGGAGCAAGAGAGACACCGACGCAGGACCAUUGAAAGCUAUUGUCAGGAUGUCCUGCGACGCCAGAAGGAGUUUGAGCGCAAGGAGGACGUUUUGGAGGAAUUAAAUAUGUUUCCUCAGUUGGAUGAUGAGGCCACAAGGAAGGCUUAUUACAAGGAGUUCCGUAAGGUGGUGGAAUACUCUGAUGUGAUUCUAGAAGUCCUGGAUGCCAGGGACCCAUUGGGCUGCCGCUGCUUCCAAAUGGAGGAGACUGUCCUGCAGGCAGAAGGCAACAAGAAGCUGGUCCUGAUCUUGAACAAGAUUGACCUGGUCCCCAAGGAGGUUGUGGAGAAGUGGCUGGAAUACCUUCGGAAUGAGCUGCCAGUCGUAGCUUUCAAGGCCAGCACCCAGCAUCAGGUCAAAAACCUGAAUCGCUGCAGUGUGCCAGUGGAUCAAGCCUCUGAGUCACUGCUGAAAAGCAAAGCCUGCUUUGGAGCUGAAAAUCUCAUGAGGGUUCUGGGGAACUAUUGCCGCCUGGGUGAAGUACGCACCCAUAUCCGUGUGGGUGUUGUGGGCCUUCCCAAUGUUGGGAAGAGCAGCCUGAUCAAUAGCCUGAAGCGCAGCCGUGCGUGCAGUGUGGGAGCCGUUCCUGGGGUCACCAAGUUCAUGCAGGAGGUCUACCUGGACAAAUUCAUCAGGCUGCUGGAUGCCCCGGGCAUUGUCCCAGGACCCAACUCGGAGGUGGGCACCAUCCUGUGCAACUGCAUUCGUGUGCAGAAGCUGGCGGAUCCUGUGACCCCAGUGGAGACCAUUCUGCAGCGCUGCAACCUGGAGGAGAUUUCCAGCUAUUACGGUGUCUCUGGGUUCCAGACCACUGAGCACUUUCUGACUGCAGUGGCCCACCGCUUGGGGAAGAAGAAGAAGGGGGGCAUAUACAGUCAGGAGCAGGCAGCCAAAGCUGUCCUGGCUGACUGGGUGAGCGGGAAGAUCAGCUUCUAUACACUCCCACCCUCCACUCACACUCUGCCUGCCCAUCUCAGUGCUGAGAUUGUUAAGGAGAUGACUGAGGUCUUCGACAUUGAGGAUACCGAGCAGGCCAAUGAGGACACCAUGGAAUGCUUGGCCACUGGAGAAUCUGAUGAGCUGUUGGGUGACAUGGACCCGCUCGAAAUGGAGAUCAAGUGGCUCCAUUCUCCGAUGGUGAAAAUAGCAGAUGCCAUGGAAAAUAAAACCACGGUGUAUAAGAUUGGAGAUCUCACUGGGUAUUGCACCAAUCCAAACCGUCAUCAGAUGGGGUGGGCUAAGCGCAACGUGGACCUUCACCCCAGGAACAAUAGCUCAGUGGAUGUCUGCCCAGUGGACCGCCGCCCGAUGCUACAGAGGAUCAUGGAGACAGACCCCCUGCAGCAGGGCCAGGCUCUGGCAUCUGCCCUGAAGAAUAAGAAGAAGCUCCAGAAGCGUACAGAUAAGCUCGCCAGCAAGCUGUCUGAUUCCAUGAUGUCCGCCCUUGACCUCUCUGGCAACGCUGAUGACAGUGCUGGUGACUGAUCCACUGAUCUCAUCUCCUUCCCCCACUCCAAGCAUCAGUUCCAGUGGAAAUAACAGAUAAAAUGGUUUGCUUCUCCCUGAAGCACCUACAUAUUAAAAGAGCCCCUUCCCCCAACCCCCCUUCCCUCCAUUCUCCAGGAAAAAAAAAGUCCCAAGUGUCUGAAACUGACAAACCCAAUACCCUUAUUUAAUCCGUACUCUGUUUUCAAGAGAAAUAAAAAAAAAUUAUCAGCAGAUCCCUUAUGCUAACAA
Balaenoptera acutorostrata (minke whale) is the source of this 2250-nucleotide messenger RNA. RefSeq names its product G protein nucleolar 3 like (gene GNL3L). The coding region runs from base 187 to 1998 and encodes 603 amino acids. Gene Ontology annotation, cellular component: nucleolus. The record is from RefSeq and is a predicted model, not a curated record. Gene Ontology annotation, molecular function: GTP binding. NCBI's taxonomy places the organism in Eukaryota, Metazoa, Chordata, Mammalia, Artiodactyla, Balaenopteridae. The transcript has 17 exons.